Molecule: messenger RNA, 1751 nt
Organism: Daktulosphaira vitifoliae (grape phylloxera)
Lineage: Eukaryota; Metazoa; Arthropoda; Insecta; Hemiptera; Phylloxeridae
Gene: Alg3
Product: lethal(2)neighbour of Tid protein
Exons: 1
Coding region: 441-1715 (424 amino acids)
Cellular component (GO): endoplasmic reticulum
Molecular function (GO): dol-P-Man:Man(5)GlcNAc(2)-PP-Dol alpha-1,3-mannosyltransferase activity
Source: RefSeq, a predicted model, not a curated record
AUUUUAUAAUAAUGAAAAAAUGAUCCCGUGACUUUACACUAUGCGUUGAUUGGUUGAAAUUGACUACUUGAACGCUAUCCGUAAAACUCGCAAUUCUUAAACAGCUGCUUUCGAAGUGACAAACUGUAUUUCAGGUUGUAGUAAAGAAAACGUCGGCCCAAACUGUCUUAUCUAUAACCGUGCUAAUUGUUAUAUUAUCUAAAUAAUUGAUAAGACUAAAUCUUCUAUUAUCAGAAUAUAGUUAUAAUCCUGAUCCAUAUUGAAUUACCAAUUACUGUUAAACAAGAUUACGCCGGUUAAUCAGAUCAUUAAUAAUUUUUACAUUAAAAAUCUUACGAUAUAUUAUCUUGUAAUAUCUUAAUUUAAGUAGUAAUUUCAAUGUAAUUUUUUUAACUUUUAGUGUCUAUAGUUUUUUUUCUGUUUUAAAUUAAUAAAAAGUUAUGUGGAAGAUAUGUAGAAAAACUGUGAAGGCUCAUUAUAUACUUGAAAAAAUCAAGCUAUAUCUAUUUGAUCCUUCCUAUACAAUUUAUAUUAAAUGGGUAGUAUUAAUUAUAGAAUUUGUAUUAAAUCUGUACAUUAUUCAAAAAGUCAAGUACACAGAAAUCGAUUGGAAAGCAUAUAUGCAAGAAGUUGAAGGUGUUGUUAACAAUGGCACAUUUGAUUAUAAUAAACUGAAAGGUGACACUGGUCCAUUAGUUUACCCAGCUGGAUUUGUUUAUACAUUUACAAUACUUUAUUAUUUGACUGAAUAUGGCAAAAAUAUCAGAAUUGCUCAAUACUUAUACAUGUUAUUUUAUUUAAUAAAUAUUUAUCUGGUUUUCAAAAUACAUGAACGAAGUAAAAAAGUGCCACCAUUUGUAAUGUUAUUACAAUGUUUUUCAUCAUAUCGUAUUCAUUCAAUUUAUGUAUUACGUUUAUUCAAUGAUCCUAUCGCAGUUAUCCUAUUAUAUUUAUCAUUAUACAUGUUUUUGAAGAAUAAAUGGACAUGUGGUAGUAUAAUUUAUAGUUUAGCAGUUUCCAUCAAGAUGAAUAUCUUACUUUAUUCUCCAGCUCUUUUAAUUGCUUAUAUAACUAAAUUUGGAACCUAUGGAACGAUUAAACAUAUAACAUAUUGUGCUCUAAUACAACUUAUACUUGGCUUACCUUUCCUACUUACAAAUCCAAUUAAUUAUAUUCAAGGUGCCUUUGAUUUAUCCAGAAUUUUCUUAUACAAAUGGUCAGUUAAUUGGAAAUUUAUUCCACCUAACAUAUUUGUAAGUGGAUAUUUUCACAUUCUUUUACUGAUGAUACAUAUAACAGUACUACUUUGUUUUACUUCUACGUGGUUCAAAUACCUAAACUCUUAUGCAAAAAUGAAACAAAUUGAACAUGAUUUAAAACCACAACUGAAGAAAAAAAAAAUCAGUAUAAACAUGGACAUUAGUGCAAAUCUAUUUCUUCUACCUAUGUUCACUGCUAAUUUUAUUGGAAUCAUGUUUAGUCGAUCUCUUCAUUAUCAAUUUUAUGUAUGGUAUUAUCACACUCUACCAUUUUUGUUAUGGUCAACGCCAUAUGGCAAUAAAUUCAGACUAAUUAUACUUGGAUUGAUUGAAAUUUGUUGGAACACAUAUCCAGCUACAGCAUUAAGUAGUGCUUUAUUACACAUUUGCCAUUGUAUGAUUCUUUAUGGAUUACAUAGGUAUAGAUAUAGAUAUGGUUCAAUUAAGAAAAAAUAGUUAUAUUUUGAACAAUAUAUUUUUCACAUUUAUUAA